UUAACCGGAAACAGAGACAAGUUUGAGAGAGGGAGAGACCGAGCCCAGGACAGGGUGCAGUGCAGGAGGGUGUGACACAACAGGGGACGGAGGGGGAGAGCGCAGGACAGGUUGGAGGGGGUGGAAGUGAGUGUGUGACCAGAGGGUGAUCUGCAUGGGGAGGAAAUGACCAGAGUGUGACUGAGACGAGGGUGGGUGCAGGUAGGUCCGGCCUCGGACGCAUGCAGUCGACUGUCUCGGGCAGUGUGGAGCUGGAGACCGGGCCAUCAUUCCAGGAGCUGCCCCGGGGCUUCCUGCACAGUCUCCGGACUCUGUUCGAUAUCCUGGACGAUGGGCGAAGGGGCUCGGUUCACAUCUUGGAGAUCGAGUCCCGCUGGAGCCAGGGCUCCCCCGGCCGGGCACUGCCCCCGGGGGUACUGCAGUGCCUGCGCAGAGUGGCACCAGCCUCUGGGUACCUGACCUUCGAAAGGUUCGUGCAGGGGCUCCAAUCCUCCCUGCUCAGCCCCGGGAAUAGGCAGGCACAAGAGAGCAGCAACUCGGUAUGGAAGAGGACUAAGGAUGGCUCUCGGAGGAGCAAUGAGAACCUGGCCAGCUUAAGAACGCUAAAGGUCCCGCGUCAGAUCUGCCCAGCGACUGAACGUCACCACCUGAUGUCAGACAAAUACCGAGCUCCUGGGGUUCGACCAAAAUCACCGCUGAGGGCGAGACCGGCAAACAUUCCCAAUAACUGGACAGAGCCAGAUCAUGUCUCACUGGAGCCUGGCCAGUGCAAAACCACUCUGGCCGAGAGGGAGCCAACGAUGGAACAGAGAGGAACCAACACAGGACCACAGAGCGCCAUCGAGUGCCUUGGAUUGGAAGAGCAGAAGCAUCUGGAAGCAGAGGGGAGACACAUGGCUCGCUGCCAAAGUGAGGCCUCCUGUGGUCGAAUGGCAUCUGGCCUCAAACGCAGACAGGAACUUGGUGAGCUUCGUCGUCACACCAUAACCAGUGGGAUUGACUAUGACAGGCUGAAGUGGAUGAAGGAGCUGGAACAGGAGAAGGACGCCUUGCUGCAGGGUCUCGAAGUGAUCGAUUGUGCCAGAGGCUGGUAUAUCCAACAAUUCCAGGCAAUCCAGGAACGUCAGAAAAACCUCAGCAAGUCCCCCAGUGGCAAUGCCAAUGCUGCUGAAGGCCACUCAGUCCGAAUGGACCUCCUCCUGUCCAAACUGCAGGCAGUGAGGCACUGCCUUGUCGAUCUCACCUCCUGCUCUGCCAAGCUGAUGUCCCGGUCGUGCAAUAUGGUGAACGGCUGUGAAUUUCCAGCUCCGUGUAACAUUCCCGUCCCUGGGAGCAAUCUCCAGAUGGUCACAAUGCUAAAGGAGCAAAAUCGGCUGCUGACCCAGAUACCGAUUAAACAGACAACAACAGGAGGACAGUAUUCCCUUACACACUGGCCACACUGCCCUACAUCAAGAACAUAUCAGAAUUGACAAGACUCCUAAGACCACUCGGAAUCAUGGGGCCCACAAGCCCACAGCCACUCUAUGACAAAUACUUACAAGGAUUAAAGGUUCCAUUCCCACAACAUGCAGAACCAACAUGAUUUACAAAAUACCAUGCAACAACUGCCACAAAUACAUCAGACAGACAGGAAGGAAACUAGCCAUCAGGAUACACGAACAUCAGUUCGCAGCAAAAUGGCACGACAAACUCUCCUUAAUAUCAGUACAGUCAGACAAUGAAGGCCAUCAGUUUAACUGGGACAAGGUAACCAUAGAAGCCCAAGCCAAACAUAGACUACAUAGGAAUUCCUAAAGGCAUGGUCCUCCACCAGAACUGCAAUCAAUGAACAUACAGAAUUGGAGCCCAUAUACAAACCCAUACUGAUUAAAACCAGAAAUGACACUACUUACCAUAAUGGACCAAACUGUAUAAAUUCCAAGUGGAGUACAAUAAUAUCGCUUCUUUGGAGACUUACUGAUGAUGUCACCUAGCACGGCGAUGAAACAUCUGAACAAGAACAAACCAGUCCAGCGAGCAAGUCAACAACCUCACUCACAACCCGAGGCACAGAUCUGUGCCAAAACUUUUAAUUCUGUGACUGGAACGCAGCUUCCAGUGUUUCUAUUCCAGCCCAUUGUAUUCUCAUCCAUUCACCUUUCUCACUCUGGUUUGUACCUGCUCACUUGUUUUUAGUGAUUUCCGCACUCAGACCCAUAAAUGUCUGCUCGCCCACAGCUCUGAGCUUCUCCCCCCCACCCCCGAUAAAAUUCCCUUCCUUGCCACCAAAAUGGAUGAGCUCACACUGAACUCUGUCUCCACAGUCAGAGCCACUCACUCAAUCUUUCUCACUCAAUCUCACUCACGACAGCUCAUUCCCCCCUUUGCAAUAUUCCAGUGACAGUAAUUACUGUGAAACCCAGUUGUCUUUUGUCAGCAAUUUUUGUUAUGUGCCUGUGCACUCUGAUAUCCAAGAGUAUCAAUCCAUCCAGUGAAGUCUGCAGUCCCAUACAGGAUGCUAGAGGGCAUCCUUAACCCCAUCCUGCCAAUCAGUACAUUCCCAUUAGCCUCCUACCUCCAAACCAGUUACCCCCAGGUGCACAUGCUCUCAAUUUUGAGUUCACAGUCUCUUAUAAGAGAACUUCUAGAAUGUCUUCUGGAAGUUCAAAAAAACAACGUUCAUACAUGCAGGUAUCCCCUCACUAAUCACGUUAAUUACCUCCUCAAAACAUUCAGUUGGCUUCAGUGGAUAAGAGUUACCAUUUUGUAAAGUCAGACCAGUUUUCUCGAGAGGAAUGUACUUCAGUAAAUGUUCAGGCACUCUGCCCUGAUGAAACAUUUACCCACGAUAAAUCUAAGUCUAUGAUUUUCCAGCUCCCCUCGUAAUUUAUCCGCUAAGUAGGGAGCGUGGCGUGGGGUCGCUCGGUUACUGAGGGAGCGUGAGGUAAGGGAGGAAUGGCUGAGGGGGUGACAAUAUGUUAUGCAGACUGGCUGGGGCUAAGGCCUGUGGUGUGGAUCUGACCCUGGCGAAGGGGAUACUGCAGACCUGGUCUGCAGUCAGCAAGCUGGGGCACUCAGUUCUAAUGAUUAUG
Messenger RNA from Stegostoma tigrinum, 3074 nucleotides. It is a transcript of the gene sapcd2, whose product is annotated as suppressor APC domain containing 2. The transcript is spliced from 7 exons. Bases 222 to 1472 code for a protein of 416 amino acids. Lineage: Eukaryota; Metazoa; Chordata; Chondrichthyes; Orectolobiformes; Stegostomatidae. The record is from RefSeq and is a predicted model, not a curated record.